Taeniopygia guttata (zebra finch) is the source of this 1125-nucleotide messenger RNA. Lineage: Eukaryota; Metazoa; Chordata; Aves; Passeriformes; Estrildidae. The record is from RefSeq and is a predicted model, not a curated record.
CGGUCCCGAACCCGCUCCGGAGAGACCGAACGGUCCCGAACCCGCCUGAGGAAACUGAACCGGGAGGAGCCGAACCGCUCCGGACAGACCGAACUGUCCCGAACCCGCCUGAGGGAACCCGAACCCGCCUGAGGGACCCGAACCGGGACCGUCCCGUCCGUAAGGACCCGAACCGAACCCCCCAAAAACUCCUCCGGAACAGCCAAAACCCACUCGGCCCCGGGAUGCCCGCUCCGUGCCGCCCCCCGUCCCUCCUGCGCUGCAUCCAGGCCCUCAGCGCCCUCCUGGCGCUGGCGCUGGCCGCAGCCCCCGGCUACUGGCUGGCGGGCGAGGGCGACGGCUGCUUGUCCGCCUGGGCCUUGUCCUUCGUCUUCACCCUCCUCCUCCUCCUCCACGACGCCUUCCGCCGCCCGCCGCCCCGCCGCGACCUGCCGCUGGCGCUGGCCGCCGCCGCCGCCAUGGCGUGCGCCACCGCCACCGUCCUGUGGCCGCUGGGCCACCUCCGGGGACACGAGGGCGGCCAAGGUCGCCCCCGCGCCCUCCGCGCCACCGCCACCGCCGCCUCGGCCGUGGCCACGCUGGCCUACGCCGCCGAGGUCACCCGCGACCGGGCGCGACCCGGCGAGGCCGCGCCGUACCUGGCGACGCCGUCCGGGCUGCUGAAGGUGGUCGAGGCCUUCCUCGCCCUCCUCCUCCUCGGGCUGUCGGCCGAGCUGGGCGCGGCGUCGGGGCCGGCGGCCCUGCGUUGGUGCCUGGGCAUCUUCUGCGUGUCCUUCGUGCUGGGCGUGCUGCUGGUCGGGGGGUGCCUGCUGGGCUGGGGGUGGUGCGGCUGGAUGCGGGACCCCGAGGGGAUGCGCUGGGGGUUGGGGGUCUACGCGGGGCUGGGGGUGGUGGCCUAUGGGGCGGCCACGGUGCUGUGGGCGCUCUACAGCUUCUCGGAGGACAUGGGGGGCCAAGCGCGGAGACCCUACGGCUGCCCCGCCACCUGCGCCUGGGACAGGAGGGUGCUGGUGGCCGUGCUCAGCGGGCUCAACUUGGUGGCGUUCGGGGUGGAUUUGGGGCAGACGGGGAGGUUGGUGCUGUUGAGGGCUUGAGGGGGGUCUCCAGGGGGUGUAAGGGGGGGGU